This is a messenger RNA of [Torrubiella] hemipterigena, 1164 nucleotides long. NCBI's taxonomy places the organism in Eukaryota, Fungi, Ascomycota, Sordariomycetes, Hypocreales, Clavicipitaceae. The record is from the annotation of a GenBank genome assembly.
AAACAGCUGCUUAGCAAUACUAAGAGGAUGUGGCUACUGUAAAAGUAUCCCAGCAUUGAUAAUUCGUAGUCCCCUACAAUUAAGACUAAUACUAUCAUCCUAUCCAAACAGGCAUUGAUUUGACCAAAAGUUUGAUCUGCAUAUCUGAUAAGACACCGAUAUGCAACCAUUACUAUCAGGAUUCAGCCGUUCUCUCCUCCAAAACAAGGUCGGGUUUGUGACUGGUGCAGGCUCACCCUACGGCAUCGGCCGCUCGCUGGUCCUAGGUCUCGCAGCAGCCGGCGCUCGUGCUGUUUAUGCAACAGAUUUGUCACUGGGCAACAUUGCCUCUUUGCAGGAGGAAGUACGUGCAAUGAAAUCCGACUGUCAAGUGCACGGUGCUAUACUAGAUGUUACCGAUGAAAAACAGACGAUCUCAGUACUGAAAGAGGUACUCGACAAGUAUGGGCGCAUGGAUUUCUAUUUUGCCAAUGCCGGCGUUGGCAAUUAUGUGCCGCUUCAAAACACGGAUGCAGCAUAUUAUGACAAAAUGAUCUCUAUUAUGCAGCGCUCGUUCUUCCUUGCGCUUCGCUAUGGCGGCCAAGCCAUGUGCAAUGUGUCGGCAGACAAACCAAGUCCUGGUGGUUCUAUUGUUGUCACUAGCUCCAUAGCAGGUGUUUCUGGAGGUAUAUCGGAUAUUUCUUACUCCUCCGCCAAAGCCGCCGUGGCAAACAUGGUCAAACCAGGCUCUGUUCAGUUGGCAGCGAGUAACAUUCGAGUUAACUCCAUUGCACCGGGAUUCGUACGAUCGUCGAUUAUUGCCAGUACACGGCAAGCCCUGGCUAACAUGCAAUCCUCCGCAAACACUGGCGGUACAUCUACCAACAAAACAAUCACAAAAGAGGAGGCAUCAAAGGCAUUUGACGCAACCCUUGGCCGUCUUGCGUCGGAUAAAUAUUACUUUGAUCGAAUUCCUGAGCCCGAGGAAAUCGCCAGUAUUGGUGUGUUCCUGGCGUCAGAACUCAGCGCGUCAGUGAAUGGUCAGAAUAUUGUCGCUGACAACGGCAAAACGGCAUCUGGGCAGGCUGAUAGGACUAUAGGGCCUAUUCAUGCUAUGGCACCGCUUUCCGCUUUAGGUUAAGUCCAGUUGGCUAUAUAUAGAUGCUGUUGUUAGAGAUAUUAAAA